Molecule: messenger RNA, 1702 nt
Organism: Onychostruthus taczanowskii (white-rumped snowfinch)
Lineage: Eukaryota; Metazoa; Chordata; Aves; Passeriformes; Passeridae
Gene: SHROOM1
Product: shroom family member 1
Exons: 6
Coding region: 1-1455 (484 amino acids)
Biological process (GO): actin filament organization
Cellular component (GO): adherens junction; cortical actin cytoskeleton; apical plasma membrane
Molecular function (GO): actin filament binding
Source: RefSeq, a predicted model, not a curated record
AUGCAAAGAGAAGGCCAUCAGCUUCAGAGGGGCAGCCACCACCAUCAGCGCAGUGCUGAUGAUCUCCAGCUUCAGAACAAAGAUCUCAUUUUCAGGAGUCCUCCCUCAUUCACAGAAGAGAGUUUCCAGAAUGACUACAUAGAGAAACUUAAAGUGGCUCAGAAAAAGGUUCUCAAAGAAACCUCCUUUAAAAGAAAAGACUUACAGAUGAGUUUGCCUGUCAGACUGAGGCAGAAAUCCUCUAAAAGGCCAUCAGUUGAGCACGUUCGGUCUUUCUCCUUAUCUAGUGCAAGUGAGGAUGCCAAACCUGUUCCUUGCUCCCCUUCUCAUCUAGAAUCCUUGGAAAGCUUCAAUAGAAGUGAAGAAAUAAGGAGGCCACAAAAAGGUGAUGCAGGGAGAAGGAAAAGGGUAACCCAUGAGCAAAAGAAACUGUGCUACUCUGAGCCUGAGAAGCUCAAUCACCUAAUGGAUAAGGAAGUACCAUGGGGUCAAGUUAGGGAUGAAACCACUGAGCAUGGUACAGUGGCAUCCAGGAGAAGGGAUCUGGAGAACAGAGGAAAGACAUUUUCCAGUUCAACUGUCUCCAGGACAGAGCUGAAACAAAUCCAGCACAGUGCACUGAUCAAAUACAUGGAACGAAAGAUCAGUCAAAGGAGGCGUGCAGAUGUGCCAGAGGUGCAGCAGCACCGUGCCAGCGCUGCGGGAGCCGCCCCAGUUUCCGUGAUCCUGAGAAAGAUCGACCCAAGAAUUGUGAACAUAAUGACACAACUGGACAUCAGGAAAAGUCAUGGAGAUGGACCAGAAGAAUGUCCAAAAUCUGAGCAUGAAACCAAGCAAAGGAGCAAAGAUCCUACUUCCAUGAGAAACCAAGUCCUGAAGAGGAACAGAGACAGCACAAAUGAGCUAGAUGACAUCACAUCUAAGAAACUGGAACUCAUGGCCAGUCUCCAAUCCAGGCUGCAGGCGCUGUGGGAGGAGCAGGAGCUGGUUCUCCUGGAAGUCAGGGAAUGUGCCAGGCGGGGCGAGGAGCUGGAGGUGCUGCUGCGGGAGCUGUGCAAGCCCAAGGAGUUCGAGCGCUACCUGAUGUUCAUCGGGGACCUGGAGAAGGUGCUGAGCCUCUUGCUCUGCUUGUCCAGCCGCCUGGCCCGCGUCCAGAACGCCCUCAGCAGGGUGGAUGGCAGCACGGAGCCUGAGGAGAAGCAAUCGCUGAAUGAACGGCACAAGCUCUUGUCUCGACAGCGGGAAGAUGCAAAGGACCUGAAGGAGAAUCUGGACAGGAGAGAGCGGGUGGUCUCUGGAAUCCUUGCCAAAUACCUGACAGAGCAGCAGCUCCAGGACUAUCAGCACUUUGUUCAAGUCAAGACCUCCUUGCUGAUUGAACAGAAGGACCUCGAAGAGCAGAUUAAAUUUUUUGAAGAACAAUUAGAAAAUCUUGAGCAAAGCAUCCCCAUCUAACACCCACCACCAGGCCAGACAUUUUUAUAUGUUAUAUGUGAUGUUUCCCUGGAAAUCCAGAGGCACUCUCAUCCCAGGGUUCAGUUUGGUGGAUUCUUCCAAUCCUGUUUGUGCCACAGCACUGACAAGGUUCAGAUGCUUUGGGAUGCUCCAGGCACACUCUGACAGCAUCUCACAGUGUGUAGCAAACUGCCUUGUGGACAUGACUGAUAGGAUUCAUUGCUCCUAUUAACUGAAUGUGUAUUCC